UUCCCCAUGCCUCAUUAUUCAACCUUUGGUUUUUAGUAGUUCCCACUUUUUUUUUCUCCCCAUCUAAUCCCUUUUCUUGCUCUUACACAUAGCAUUUUAAUACAAGUACAACAAAUAUAUAGAAAUAUAUAGAAGUAUUAGUAGCUUUUGUAUAUAAAGGUGGUCCAGCUGAGUCUAUGGCUGACUGACUUCGAGAGAGAAGCCGUGUAAGAUAAGGAGAGAGAAAGAGAUGGGAAAGAAAAUAUUCUCUCCAGCUACCUUUCUUUUUGGUGCUUUCUUCUGGGUUUUAAGCCAAAACUGAACAAGCUCUUCAGCCAAACCCCAAAAAAAUUUGUUUCCCUGAGUUAGAACAAGUUCAAAAUCAAUCGUAUUUUUGUUUCAAAAUUAAAAAAAAAAAAAGGAAGAGAGAGAGAGAUUUGUUGGGUUGCGUUUUCUUUGUUGCAAAAACUUAUGUUUGUAGUAUCAUCAUCAUCAGUUUUGAAGUAAUAGUUUGCCCAACGCUGAUUCAGUUUGGGGAGUUGGUUUAUAAUGUUUAGCUACUUUAGGAUAGAACAGUAGUUGAAUUCGUCAAAGUAGCAGAAAUGAUGUCUCAGGACGGGCUUUCUAUUCCCUCAACUAUCCCAGGGUUAGCUCAAGAACCAAACCCUAACCCUACCGCUAAUCCAGUUAAGAAGAAAAGAAAUUUGCCAGGGACACCAGAUCCAGAUGCAGAAGUGAUAGCUUUGUCCCCAAAAUCUCUCAUGGCAACCAACAGAUUCCUCUGCGAAAUCUGCAACAAGGGUUUUCAAAGGGACCAGAACUUACAACUCCAUAGGAGAGGUCACAAUCUGCCUUGGAAGCUCAAGCAAAGAACAAACAAAGAAGUUAGAAAAAAGGUUUACAUCUGCCCUGAAAAGACCUGCGUCCACCAUGACCCAUCGAGAGCACUAGGAGAUCUCACAGGAAUAAAGAAACAUUUUAGCCGGAAACAUGGUGAAAAGAAAUGGAAGUGUGAGAAAUGUUCAAAGAAGUAUGCAGUCCAGUCGGAUUGGAAAGCUCAUAGCAAGAUUUGUGGCACUAGAGAGUAUAGAUGUGACUGUGGAACUCUCUUUUCCAGAAAGGAUAGCUUCAUCACUCAUAGAGCUUUCUGCGAUGCUUUAGCUGAAGAAAGUGACAGAUUCACUUCGGUUUCAACGACUAUGAAUCCAGCAACCUUUAGACAUGAUUUGAUAAAUGGGGCCAAUAACAAUGCUCAACCCACAGGGAUGCACCAGUUUUCAUCAGGCUUUAAGCCAGAGUUUGCUGGUUCAGAGCUCGUCGACAAUCUGAAUUCAAAUGGGCAAAAGCCAAGGCUACAAUUAUGGCUCGACCCAGCUAAUUCUCCACUUAACCCAGUUGGUGUUCCAAGUGAUGCUAACGCUUCCUUAGCACCAAAAUCUGCAUGCUUGACUGACCUAGGAAUAGCACCAAUGAACAUGUUUGGAUCACUAUUACAGACACAAUGGCUAAGCAAGUACCCAGAAGCAUCAUUUCCAGUUGCCAACCUCAAUAUGUCAGCAUUGCCACGAGGGCCAAAAGAAGAAGAAGAGAACAAGGAAGAUUUGUCUGAAUCCAUAACAUCUUUGUAUUCGAACAAUACCCGGAAUAAUCUCCAACAAAGCCACACUCACAUGUCAGCCACUGCACUCCUGCAAAAAGCAGCCCAAAUGGGACCAACAAGAAGCAGCCCAGCUUUCAAUAACAGCGGCUUUGGGUUAAUGUGCUCAUCCGCCACAACUAUAUCGAGUUCCAAUGCUUAUUAUCAGAACAAGAAUGAAGUUUACAAGAACAUAAACGAACUGGUGAGUUCAUUGUCUUCAACUCAAGCAGCUGCCAUUAUGAAAGAUGGGUCUACAUUAGAUGAUUUAAACUCGAGCUCAUUUGUCAGUAAUACCACCAAGAAUAAUGCGGACAAUCUGAUGAUGCAAGGUAAUGGAAAACAAGGUGGCCAAACUGUCCUAUCAAAGUUGAACAGCAAUUCAAAUGAAGUCGAAGCAAGCUUAACCAGGGAUUUUCUUGGUGUGGGAGUCGAAUCGAGCAAACCAUUCUUGCAACAAGAGCUUGCCAAGUUUGCAUCAAUGGGUUCAGUUCAUCCAUGGAGUUGAUUACACUUUAGCGUGGUGGAGAGCAAGUUCAAAGUGCAUAAUUAAGCUGCAUGCUAGCCUUUGAGGGCAAUUACAUUAUUAAAUUAAGUAGGCUCGCAUGUUUAAGAAAAUUAGGAGCUGUAGCUAGCAAAAAUGGAGAUUAGUGGUGAGUUAGUACUCGGAAGAAUUGAAGCGGCAGCGAGUGAACUCUGGGAAGGGGAGUUUUGUGAAUGAGAAAGGGGGAGGGGGGGGGGGGCCACUGGAAUGCGUUGUGUAAGAGACUGAAGAGAAACAGAAAUGGCAGUGUUUGGGCCCUCCAUGCACGUAGAAUCUUCACCUUUUUAUUACUAGUACAGUAGUGGUAGUAUUUUUCAUUUUGUUUUUUAUUUGUUGAAAGCUAAUUAAUUAAAGCUAUUGCUAGGGUUACACAUGGUUGUGACCUCUUGUUGUACUGACUUUUUCCUCUACUGUGACGGCUGUGACCAUUUUACAAGCUUUAUGUAUGUUCACGCUCCAUUUCAUGUUUGGGCAAAUUGCAAGCUCAAA
Molecule: messenger RNA, 2648 nt
Organism: Durio zibethinus
Lineage: Eukaryota; Viridiplantae; Streptophyta; Magnoliopsida; Malvales; Malvaceae
Product: zinc finger protein GAI-ASSOCIATED FACTOR 1-like
Cellular component (GO): nucleus
Molecular function (GO): DNA-binding transcription factor activity
Source: RefSeq, a predicted model, not a curated record